GUGGUGUGUGUGUGUGUGUGUGAGAGAGAGAGAGAGAGAGAGAGAGAGAGAGAGAGACUUUACUAUUUGCGUGAGUUUUAAAAGAUUAGAAGUUUUUGUUUCACUUCAUUCGGUUGGUAAACAAAGAGUAGUUAGUUAAUGUUGUAAAAACAGCUAGUGCAAUGACUACGCCAGCUGCUCGCCUUUUCAGUAAACUAGAUGGUCUGUUCGCUGUGUAUAAACCUCAAGGAGUUCACUGGAAACUUGUCAGGGACACGGUAGAGACAAACCUUCUGAAAGUGGUUAAUUCUUGUCCUGCACCUCCCCCACGCUGUAUGGUCCAGUUUCAGCUUUUACAGAGUGGAGACUGCAGCAGCUCCAACCAGCUCACUGUCACCAAGUCCAGUCUGCCUGCUCUGACUGAUCAUCCUCUGGUGACAGGACCAAGGUUUCAUAAGAUCCGUGUUGGAGUUGGCCAUCGAUUGGAUGCAUUUUCCUCUGGAGUAUUAGUUCUAGGUCUGGGCAAUGGAAACACUGCCUUGGAGAGUCUAUACAGAUCACAUGUGACCAGGGAAUACAUACUUGAAGGCGAGUUUGGAAAGUCCACUGAUGAUUUCACUCACACUGGACGAGUUAUAGAGCGAAGCACAUUCGAUCAUGUUACAAAUGACAAGCUAGAGAGAGUGUUGGCAAUGAUCCAGGGAGCCAAUCAGAAAGCUUUAAUAACGUAUUCUCAGAUGGAUCUGAGCACUCAGGAGGCUUAUGAGCUGGCAGUGAAGGGGCUGUUGCGUCCACAGGAUAAAAGUCCUCCCAUUUUAACUGGCUUACGGUGUCUCAGCUAUAAACCACCUCAGUUCAUACUGGAGGUUCAGUGUGUGAAUGAAACCCAGCGAUACCUUCGGAAACUGGUGCAUGAGGUGGGGUUGGAACUGCGUACUAAUGCAGUCUGCACCAAGGUGCGUCGCACACGGGAUGGUCCUUUUAAAAUGGAGGAUGCCCUGACUCGCCACCACUGGACUACUGAAGACAUUAUACCAGCCAUUGCUAGCUUCCGCCGUACUACCCGGAAAAUCCGGAAGAACGACUCUUACAGAAAAGUUGUCAAGCAGUCAGAUUCUACCACACAGACUCAAGCCCAAACAAGGACUAGUACUUGUAAGUUAGAGUCUGUUAACCAAGAGAAAGCAGGAUCACUGAAUCCUUCAGAAACGUCUGUUGACGCCAAGCAAUUCUAAUGUCCCUUAAUAUUGAAGGUGGAUAAAAACCCAGUUAUACCAUGGUGGAGAUUUAUUUUCCGACAUAUUUAUUAAAUGAUAUUUAUUAAAUGAUAUUUGUUCAACAUAUUUGUUGUUGUGUGUUGUUAAAUAGGAGGGUGAGUCAUAAAACGUUAAAAGUGCAACAUUAAAAAAAAUAAAUACAGGAACUGGAAUAUUUUUUUCUAGAGGAAACUGAAGAGCUGGAACACUUGCAUAGAAUGAAAUGGAGAUUAUAUUGAAGAAUGUUGCACUUUUGUCACUAUUUGUAAUAACCAAAGCAAAAUAAAUAAAAUUUUCAUUUGAUUCAUCCUCAUGUGUGAAAUGCUGACCAUUAAAGGUUUUUUUUGUUUUGUUUUGUUUUUUGUACCUAACGAAAAAAAACUAAUUUUUUCUUGUGUUGUAUCUUUAUACUUGCACCAUUCAAAUGAAUGGUCUAUCUGCAGUUAAAGAUAUGUUUUGACAUCAUACUGGGAAUAAAAACAUCAAACUGCAUACAGUCAUGUCAAGAAAAUUGUCUUACAAUUUAAAUGUAGGCCUGUUUAGUUGUGCUCCCUGCCUGUGGAUUAUGUAUGGAUAAUUUUUCCUGUGUCACUUCAUCUUGUUGUAUGUAUGUUGUAUUAAUAAGAUAAACAAGACAUUUGUUGACAAA
Messenger RNA from Ictalurus punctatus (channel catfish), 1884 nucleotides. RefSeq names its product TruB pseudouridine (psi) synthase family member 2 (gene trub2). Gene Ontology annotation, biological process: RNA processing; pseudouridine synthesis. The record is from RefSeq and is a predicted model, not a curated record. NCBI's taxonomy places the organism in Eukaryota, Metazoa, Chordata, Actinopteri, Siluriformes, Ictaluridae. Gene Ontology annotation, molecular function: RNA binding; pseudouridine synthase activity. The transcript has 8 exons. Bases 162 to 1214 code for a protein of 350 amino acids.